Messenger RNA from Solanum pennellii, 2561 nucleotides. Its product is annotated as bifunctional TH2 protein, mitochondrial. Gene Ontology annotation, cellular component: cytosol. Lineage: Eukaryota; Viridiplantae; Streptophyta; Magnoliopsida; Solanales; Solanaceae. The coding region runs from base 337 to 2028 and encodes 563 amino acids. The transcript has 6 exons. The record is from RefSeq and is a predicted model, not a curated record.
UUGCCACCACCGCAUUUAGCGCCCCCUUUUUACAUCCCCACAACCUCCAUUCAACUCUUUGAUUCCUUCCUCAUCCUCUUCUUCUUCCUUCUUUCAUCAUCUCUAUACUUUCUUUGGUCAGAGACGACCUGUGACCAACUCAAACUUAGUCUUCUCACAAACAAACGCGCAUUCCCUCCCCCCCAUUUCUCCCUUUUACACCAAAUCUAUAAGAAAAAUCGACUCUUUCUCACGUCUACCACACACCCUUUUCGUCUUUUUUCAAACAAAGUUGCCGAUCUUGAAUUGCUGCUCUUACUUGUUGUGACAACCUCAGAUUAGUUUGAUAAGUUGGAGAUGAUAAUGGAAGGAUUUCAAGCAACCCCAGAUGAUGGUGGGAUAGCAAAGAGGCUUUGGGUCAAGUUCAAAAACGAAUCUUUAUGUGCUCUUUAUACUCCUUUUAUCGUUUGUUUGGCAUCUGGGACUUUAGAUUCAAAAUCAUUUCUUCACUGUAUCUCUCAAGAUGUCUAUUUUCUUCAAGCUUUUGCUCACGCAUAUGAGCUGGCGGAGGAUUAUGCUGAUGAUGAUGAAGAUAAGGAAGCUAUUCGUGUAAUGAGAAAGCGUGUGUUAAGGAAGCUUAAAGAUCAAGAUGAUCUUGUUCGGGAAUGGGGCUUUGAACUUCCAGAAGUUAGCACCUGUGACAGUGCCACAGUUAGAUACACUGACUUUUUGCUGGCCACAGCAGCAGGAAAAGUUGAAGGGGAGAAAGGUCGUGGUAAAAUUGUGACUCCUUUUGAGAAGACGAGACUUGCUGCCUAUGCACUUAGCGCAAUUGCACCCUGUAUGAGGCUUUACAGCUUUCUUAGCAAGGAGAUUAAGGCUGUUCUAGUCCGUGAAGAGAGCAAUAACAUCUAUGAGAGAUGGAUCGACUGUCUAUGUUCAGAAAGUUUUGAGGCAAAUGCUUCAAGGAUUGAGGACUUGCUGGAUAAACUAAGCGUUACCUUGACUGGCGAGGAACUUGAUGUUGUGGAAAAGCUAUAUCACCAAGCUAUGAAACUUGAAUUGGAAUUCAUUGCUUCUCAGUCAAUUACUCAAUCCACUAUAACCCCCAUUUCUCAAGUCCAAGAGCCAGCAGAAUGCAAUCUUACUCUGUUUUGUGAUUUUGACAUGACCUGCAGUGCUGUUGAUUCCUCUGCUCUUUUGGCAGAUGUUGCUAUCAUUGCAGCAGCAAAGACUGACCUGGAAGAUUGUGAAUCCCCAUAUGUUCAUAUUUCUGCAGCUGAUCUUCGGACUACUUGGAGCAAUCUUUCCAGCAAGUAUAUUGAGGAAUAUGAGCAAUGCAUAGAAAGCAUCAGUCCUAGUGAAACAGUUGGGAGGUUUGAUUAUGAGGGUCUGUGUAAAGCACUAGUGCAGCUAUCUAAUUUUGAAAGUAGAGCAAAUGAUAUGGUGGUUCAUUCUGGUGUAUUAAGAGGGUUGAGUCAGGAAGACAUAAAACGGGUUGGGGAGCACCUCGUCUUCCAAAACGGUUGCAAAAAUAUUUUACAAGAAAUUUUGGGACGUGAAAACAUGCAUGCUGAUGUUCAUAUACUGUCAUAUUGCUGGUCUGGAGAUCUCAUCAGAUCAGCUUUUUCUUCAGGGGCCUUACCAGAGUUACAUGUGCACUCAAAUGAGUUACCUUAUGAAGGAUCUGUUACCACUGGCGACAUGAUUAAGAAGAUGGAAUCUCCUAUGGACAAGCUUCAAGCCUUUAACGACAUCCUGAAGUCCCGUGAGAAUAAUGGCAAACAUACUACAGUUUACGUUGGAGGUUCAGUUGGUGACUUUCUUUGCCUGCUCAAUGCAGAUGUGGGCAUUGUGAUUGGUAUGAGUGCUGGCCUCAAGAGACUAGGCGACCAGUUUGGUGUUUCCUUUGUUCCUUUGUUCUCUGGUUUGGUAACAAAACAGAGAGGACUGGCUGAAGGUAGCUGUUCUGGUUGGACGGGGAUGUCUGGUAUUCUUUACACUGUCUCCAGUUGGGAUGAGAUACAUGCAUUCAUUUUGGGAUUAUAGACUUCCAAGUCCCCAGCUGGAGGCAUACGUCACAGAGAUCUGGGGGUCGGUAAGUUUGUCUGAAAAUAACAAGCAUUUAGAUAGGUUAUAUAUCAUCUAACAUGUGGCUAAUCGAAGUAGAUUCCCAUGUUGUCAGUUCUUGAUCACUUUUUCGUCGAGGACUAGUAGCCUGUGUCAAGUUGUACUCUAGUGGGUGUUUUUUUAUAGGGCCCAAGGCUUAUAGUUUGUUUUCUUUGUGCUACUCACCUCUAGUCCAGCGCAUCGGCUUCUUGUUUCUAGCAGGCUGAUUACUUUUCUCAAGCUUUUAAGAGAGAGAGAAGAAUGAGACUCAUUGAGGGAGUGCUUAUAGUGAAUUUUUUUUGUGUAAAUCCUGAAUGUGAGGUGAUUUUAUUAAGGAAUCUCAUUUUCAGGAUAUUGUUGCUUCACAUAUAUUUUUAGUUAAAGGCAACAUGGAAAUGUCAUUUGUUUUAUCAAGUUUGUUUAUUUACUUGUAAACUGAACAAAUUGGUUUGAACUAUUGUUUUUUGUUAUCA